GAGUCCCCAGCAACAUGAGGCGAGAAUGUCCAAACUAGCUAAAACUCCGCUGGUAGGUCCUUGUAAUGAAGGGGUGGUUGAAGUAGAUGGGGAGGUGUGUAAGGCUCUAAUUGAUUCCGGCUCUCAAGUAACUACAAUUACAGAUGAGUUUUGGGGCAGACACCCAAUCUUAUGUUCUAAGAGAGUGCAGCCAUCAGAAAUCCCAAUUGAAGGUGCCGCUGGUCAACCCGUAUCUUAUGUUGGGGUACUCUGUAUAAACCUGAAGUUUUUAGGAAGAGCUUAUGUAAAUGUUCCUGCUUUUGUUGUUCCUGUAACAGAGUACCGAUCCAGUGUUCCAUUGCUCAUUGGGACUAAUGUCAUACGUGCUUUCAGAAAUGAUCUCCGAGCAACACAUAGUAGCAAAUACCUGGCCAAUGUGAAGCAAACUAAUCCUGAGUGGCACUCAGCACUGGUGUCCAUAGGUAAAAGUGAACCUUGUGGGAUUAAUGGCAAAGUGGGUCAAGUACAGUAUGCUGGUGAUGCAAUACAAAUACCAGCAGGAAGAGAGCUGGAUGUUGUGGGCAGAGUAAUGGGUGGGCUAAAGAGGACACAAUACACUGUUUUGGUGGAGAGCCAAUGUUUGAAAAAAGUACCAGAAGGUAUUGUAAUUGCCAGACUGCUAGCUAAUGUGAAAAAGGGUUAUGUCCCUAUUCGUCUCUUGAAUCUUUCGGAAAAAGUUGUGACUGUGGAGCCAAGGACCCUGCUGGCAGAUGCUUUCUUGGUCAAUGAGGUAUUUGAAGAGGGGGAUGAGGGCAAAAUACUAGGCCAGAAACAGAUCAUGGAUCAGAAUCUGUGUGAAAAAAACUCAGUGACUGCAACUUGUCAAAGUCAACAACAGGUUACCAGUGCUAAAAACGAGUUUGAUAUGUCAUGUGGAGUUGACCUUAGUGCCAUCACAGUGGAAGGGCAGGAGCAGUUGGAUUUACUGCAAGAUUUAUUGAGGAAAAAUUCUGAUGUCUUUUCCAAACAUUCCAUGGAUUAUGGUCAUACUACUACUGUGCAACACGAGAUUCCUCUGGUAGACCCAAAGCCAUUUCGCCUCCCUUAUCGGAAGAUACCUCCCUCACAGUACCAGGAAGUUCGGAAAGCCAUAUCGCAGAUGGAAGAGGCUGGAGUUAUACGCCCAAGCAAAAGCCCUUAUGCGUCCCCUAUUGUUGUGGUAUCAAAAAAGGAUGGUUCCAUGAGGAUUUGUGUGGACUACAGAAAGCUGAAUUCUUGUAGCACCAGAGACGCUUUUCCUUUACCAAGAAUAGAGGACGCAUUAGAAGCAUUGGGUCAAGCAAGUUACUUCUCGGCUCUGGAUCUGACAUCUGGGUAUUGGCAAGUGGAGGUGGCCGAAAAUGAUAAGCAUAAAACUGCUUUCAGCACACCAAUGGGGUUGUACGAGGCUAAUAGGAUGCCUUUUGGUCUACAAAAUGCUCCCUCAACGUUCCAAAGAUUGAUGACUUGCUGCUUUGGUGACUUAAACUUUUAGAGCCUCCUGAUCUACCUUGAUGACAUAAUUAUCUUCUCUAGAACAUUCGAUGAGCACCUUGAAAGAUUGGAGGAAGUGUUCAACCGCCUCCGCAAACAUGGGUUAAAACUAAACCCUACAAAGUGUUGCCUGCUGAGGAAAGAGGUUCAGUACCUUGGCCAUGUAGUGUCAUCGGAGGGUAUACGGACUGAUCCUGAGAAGAUAAGUAAAGUCAGGGAUUGGAAGCGGCCGUCAACUGCGAAGGAAGUGCUAAGGUUUCUUGGUUUCUCAGGGUACUACAGACGAUUCAUCAAGGGGUAUUCUGCACUGGCAGCUCCCUUGUAUGCUCUGACAUCUGGAGACCCUAAGUGCAGGAAAAAAAGAGGGGUAAAGGGACCACCUCGCCCUCCUAAACCAUUUGAGUGGUCUGUCGAAUGUGAGGCAGCUUUUGUGACAUUAAAAGAGAAGCUGACUACUGCUCCCAUUUUGGGCUACCCCAACUACAGUUUACCAUUUUUGUUGCAAACUGAUGCUUCAAGGGAUGGUCUUGGGGCUGUCCUUGCCCAAAUUCAAGAUGGUGCAGAGCGAGUGAUUGCUUAUGGGAGCCGGGGCUUGAGUCCACCAGAAACCCGCUACCCAGCGCACAAGUUAGAGUUCUUGGCUCUGAAGUGGGCUGUAACUGACAAAUUUUAUGAUCAUCUCUAUGGACAUACAUUCUCUGUUUUGACUGAUAACAACCCACUCAGAUAUGUGAUGAGCACAGCCAAAUUGGAUGCCACAGGCCAACGUUGGGUGUCACAGCUUGCCAUAUUUGACUUUGACAUCCAGUAUAGGCAAGGAAAGUGUAACUCUAAUGCCGAUGCACUGUCAAGAAUGUCUAGCCAAGAAGUCGUAAAAGCCCUCCAGUCCUGUCCUCAACGGAUCCUUCCUCAGGGGAUUAAAGAAAAUAGUAACACUGGCCAAGGGGAGCGGGAAGCAGGUGGUGGUGUGCAAGAUGAGGUGGCAAUUGAGAGCCAAGGGGAGACUCUGGAGGAGGUUGGAGAGAGGGCAGACAGAUUUGAAGGAGCGGGAACGGAUGCACUCCCUGCGAUGACGAAGCUGGAGAUCAGGCAAUGUCAAAAACAAGACCCUGUUAUUGGUCCAGUCCUGUAUUUAAAAACACUGAAUUGUAAGCCACGGCAAGGAAAGAGGUUGGAGGAAGGAAAACAAACACGGCUUCUUCUAAAAGAGUGGAGGAAGUUAGUGGUCAGAGAUGGAAUUCUGUACAGACAAGUUCAAGGUGGUCAGGGAAGGACUAUUGAUCAAAUGCGAGAGGUGGCUAGGACAAGUCUUCAUGAUGAUGCUGGUCAUUUAGGUUUUGAGCGCACCCUGAGUUUGUUCCGUGAGCGAUUUUAUUGGCCAAAAAUGCACUGUGAUGUGAAGUCCUGGUGUGAGCAGUGUGAAAGAUGUUGUUUAAGGAAGACUCCAACUGCUGGAAAGCGAGCUCCGUUGGUGAGCAUUCACACUAAUGCGCCUAUGGAACUUUUAUGCAUUGAUUUCCUGGUCCUGGAAAAGUCUAGGGGAGGUUUUGAGAAUGUCCUGGUGGUCACUGAUCACUUCUCAAGAUUUGCCCAGGCCUACCCCACAAGAGAUCAGAAGGCUGUCACAGUGGCAAAGGUGCUGUGGAAGAACUUUUUCUGUCGAUUUGGUUUCCCAGCAAGACUCCAUGCAGACCAGGGGCGCAAUUUUGAGAGUGCAGUGGUAAAGGAACUGUGCAAGCUAAUUGGAGUCACAAAGACUCAUACCACCCCUUACCACCCACAGGGGAAUGGGACUACGGAGAGGUUCAACAGAACUCUCAUGAAUAUGUUGGGAACUCUUGAUCCUGAGAAAAAAUCUCAGUGGCAUGAAUAUGUUGAUGCAAUGACUCUUGCUUACAACUGUACUCAACAUGAUUCAACAGGUUUCUCUCCAUACUUAUUGAUGUAUGGCAGACAUCCCAGACUCGCAGUUGAUCUUGUUUUUGGGUUGUCUACCACCAAAGGGCAAUGUGAGUCCAAUGAAUAUGUCCAAAAUCUGCAUGAAAGCUUGACUUUUGCAUAUGAUCAGGCAGAUAAGAUGUCAAGGCAUGCUAAGGAUCUUCAGAAGAAGCACUAUGAUAAAAAAGUGAAGGAUUACGUGUUUGAAACUGGUGACAGAGUGAUGGUCAAAGUAUGUCAUGUAGAAGGGAAGCAGAAGCUGGCUGAUAGGUGGGAGCCCCAUCCUUAUGUUGUGGUAAAGAAACAGCCAGGAAUUCCAGUGUAUGUUGUUCGAUCAGAAGAUGGUGACAAGGAAAGAGUGGUCCACCGCAAUCUUCUAACUCAGUGCAUGUUCUUCCCAGUUGAAAAGACCUACCAAGAUCAAGUAGAGUCUGAAAGUGAGGGACAAGAUGAAGUGGAGACAACUGAUGAUGUUUCUGAUGAGGUGGAUAUGGAGAAAAUAGACAAAAGUGAAGGACAGGAUGAAGUGGAGGCACCUGAUGAUGUUUCUGAUGAGAAUGAGGUGGAUUUGGAGAAAAUAGACAAAAGAGUGGAUGGUUCUGUAAACUUGUCUUCGAGCAAUGAACCUGUGGACAUUGUGGAAGAAGGAGAAGAGACUGUGAGUCCUUUGCAAGAAACAAUAAGUGAAAUGGAAAGUGGACACGAAGAGCAUACACUGUUGGAAGUUCCGGAAAUCAGAAAGCCAGAACGGAGAUAUCCUGAGCGGAAAAGACGCCCUCCUAAUAGACUCUCUUUGGAGCUGCGAGUCUUUACAAGAGAAAGUGAUAAUGAAAAGAUUGAAAGAGGAAGUAAAGUCUGGGAAAAGGCUAAAGCGAAGAAGGAGAAGCUGUGCCUUAGCAACACUACAUAUAGACAUGCACACAAUACACACUCACUGAAAAGAACUUCUUAAUGUGUUUAUUUGACUUUAUUUAACAAUUUUUGGAGGGGUGAAUUGAAUAAUGGCUGUGACGCCAUCAAUCAAAGAGGGGGUGGGUGUAGGGAAUAUGUAAUAACUCUUCCUUUCCUCCGGGGGGAGCUGUGUGUUGUGUUAGGGAGAUGGGCUGCUCUUUGGCCUCAGUUGUGUUUCCCUGUGGGAAAGGUAAGGAGGAUUGAUUCAGCUCUAACCAUAAUCUGUUUAAUUUCGUCAAUAAUAAUUGCCAUCCAUGUUAUUUUCUGAGAUAUGUUAUAGUUUAGGCAUUAAUUAAUGUGUAGAUGUCCUUAUUUUUGAUAGAUUGACUUAUAUUUCUGAUAUUUUAGUUGUUUCCAUGCGGCAUAGCAUAUUUUAUGUUGUUUUAGGUUUGAUAAUACAUGUUAUUUGGUUGGUUCUUUAUAUCCUGAAUAUAUUUAACAUUUAUAAUUGCCUGUCAUAUGUUCUAGUUUAUCUUUUCAGUGUUUAAGUUAGUUUGUGAACAGCAAGCUUACUAGUUAUGUAGCUGCAGCAUUUACAUCAUUUAUUUUUGAUCAUUUGUACACUUAGUAAUUAUUUUGUGAUGUACUGAGUUGUGUUUCCCUGUGGGAAAGAUGUUGCAGUGCCAUUUCUGCUGUACAAGUGACAAAAUGAAGAGAGGAGUCCAUUAAAGGGAAAGCUGCUCUGUUUGGCUCAA
This is a messenger RNA of Danio rerio (zebrafish), 5096 nucleotides long. NCBI's taxonomy places the organism in Eukaryota, Metazoa, Chordata, Actinopteri, Cypriniformes, Danionidae. The record is from RefSeq and is a predicted model, not a curated record.